Messenger RNA from Adineta steineri, 1317 nucleotides. NCBI's taxonomy places the organism in Eukaryota, Metazoa, Rotifera, Eurotatoria, Adinetida, Adinetidae. The record is from the annotation of a GenBank genome assembly.
AUGUUUGCAACAAAUCAUACAAUGUUUUUUUCAUCUCCAUUUGAAUAUCUAUUUUCAAAUUCAUCUCAAUUAUUAUCAUCAUCAUCAUCAUCUCCAUCACCAAUGUUUAUUUCAAUAUUUCUUGGAAUUAUUCUUUUUACAAUAACUAUUUGGACAAUAUUGGGAAAUAUUUUAGUUAUACUUGCAUUUGUUAUUAAUAAACAAAUUCGACAAGGUGGAAUGUCAAAUUAUUUAAUUAUUAAUUUAGCUAUUAGUGAUCUUUUAUUGGGUAUUGCUGUUUUACCAUUUUCAGCUUCAUAUUCAACAUUUGGUAUUUGGUAUUUUGGAAAAUAUCUUUGUGAAUUUUGGUUAGCAAUUGAUGUCGUUUGUUCAACAGCAUCGAUUUGGGGUUUAUUAAUGAUUGCAUUCGAUCGAUAUAUCGCAACAAAUUAUCCGAUUCGUUAUCGUCAUCAUCGACAUUCAAUACGACUAGCGUUAAGUUAUAUAUGCGUUGCGUGGUUUGUAUCAAUCGCAAUAUGUUUAUUACCAACAUUAUUUUUUGAAAAAAAAGUUGCAAUUUAUUCCGAAAUAAAAAAUGAAACAAUUUAUAUUUUACCAACAAAAUAUACAUCAUCUAAUCGUCAAUGUGAAUUAUACAAAGAUUUAAAUUUUGUUGUUACGAGUUCAUUACUAUCGUUUUAUUUUCCAUUAAUAAUAAUGAUAUUUCUAUAUGUUAAAGUAUUAUAUGCAAUCCGACAACAAUCAUUAAAAAUGAAUAAAAAAUCGACAACAACAAAUGCUCUCAUUAAUAAAAAUAAUAGAACAACAACAUCGGAUCCAACUGAGAAAAUAAGAGAUUCUUCAACUUGUUAUCGUGAACCGUCCAAAAAAUUUUGUUGUUUUAAUUCAACAGAUAAUCGAAUAAAUGAAAAUAUAUCGGAUCGUGAUCAAUCAACAAGUUGUUGUUCUUAUUCAAAAUUGUUUGGUAAAAAACAACGACGAUCAAAUGAUUUUUCUCAAAGUUCAUUAAUGAAUGAAGAUAUCCAACAUAACGAUCAACAACAAUUAGGACGUCGAGAAAUAACAGCUGAAGCUCGUGUUACACGUUCAUUAGCUGUUGUUAUUGGUUGUUUUAUAUGCUGUUGGUUACCAUUCUUUACAUUAUAUAUUAUACGAGCUGUUUGUCUUUGUUUAAGUUUUAAUGCAAUCGAAUUUUUCGUUUGGUUAGGAUAUUCAAAUUCAUCAAUUAAUCCCGUACUUUAUGCUAUACUCAACAAAAAUUUUCGUUUAGCUUUCAAGAACAUUUUUAUGUCGGUAAAAAAACUUGUUUUUCUAUAA